This is a messenger RNA of Fonsecaea nubica, 1974 nucleotides long. RefSeq lists its product as hypothetical. Bases 1 to 1974 code for a protein of 657 amino acids. The transcript is spliced from 2 exons. Lineage: Eukaryota; Fungi; Ascomycota; Eurotiomycetes; Chaetothyriales; Herpotrichiellaceae. The record is from RefSeq and is a predicted model, not a curated record.
AUGAUCGAGGUCGGAGUGGUCAAUAACGAGACGCUGUCGGCACCAACCGCAGAGAUCAAGGAACAGGCGCAGAAGAGCAACAUCGCGCUAGACUUUGAUCCUGACGCCCUGAAGGCAAAGUACAUCGCUGAGAAGGAAAAGCGAAGCAAGAAUGGCGGACUAGAGCAGUAUCAGCUGGUCAGAGAGCAUUCCAGCUUGCUAAAGUUUGUCGACGACCCCUAUGUCAAGCCGGGAUUUACUCGGGAACCCGUCAAGCAUCUCUACGAUGUCGUCGUCGUUGGUGGCGGGUUCACUGGAGUUCAAGUUGGAGCGUGUCUCAUGGGCCAAGGGAUCACGAACUUUUGUAUUAUUGAGAAAGGGGGCGAUUACGGGGGCACCUGGUACUGGAAUCGAUAUCCCGGAGCUCAGUGCGAUAUCGAGUCUUAUAUCUAUAUGCCACUGAUCGAAGAGAUGGGUGUCAUGCCCACAGAGAAAUAUGCUCGGGGCCCUGAACUUCAACGCCACGCACGAGCAAUCGCCGACAAGUAUAGCCUGGAAGAUCACACACUAUUCCAAACCAUCGUCAAACGACUGGUUUGGAACGAUACCACGGCCACGUGGAAGAUCGAAACUAGUCGUGAAGACGAGAUCGAAGCUCGCUGGGUAGUCCAGGCUCCCGGGCCACUUCAUACCCCCAAGUUCCCGGGCGUGCCAGGGAUCGAGCUCUUCAAAGGAAAGAGCUUCCACAGCUGCAGAUGGGACUAUUCGUAUAGCGGUGGCACCCCCGAGAACCCAGAGCUGACCAAGCUGAGAGAUAAACGCAUCGGGAUCGUUGGCACGGGAGCAACGGCAAUCCAAAUCGUCCCACGCGUUGCCGAGUGGGCCAAGGACCUAUACGUCUUUCAAAGGACGCCUUCCUCGGUCGAUGUUCGAGGCAACAGGCCAACAGACCCCGAGUGGGCCAAGUCUCUCACCGCGGGCUGGCAGAAAUAUCGCAUGGAGAACUUUGCGACUCUCGUGUGCGGCGGCCACGCCGAUGAAGACCUGGUCGCUGACGGCUGGACCGACAUCCUCCGAUCACUGGCAGGCUUCUACGGGACUGGAAGUGAUGCCGAUGAUCCACAGGCCCUUGCGGUCAAAAUGCAACUUGCCGAUUUCAAGAAGAUGGAGUCGAUCCGCCACCGCGUCGACAGCCUGGUGAAGGACCCCAAGACCGCAGAAGGUCUCAAGCCCUGGUACAACCAGUUUUGCAAGCGUCCGUGCUUCCACGACGAAUACCUUCAAGCGUUCAACAACCCGAAUGUCCACUUGGUCCACACGGACGGCAAGGGCAUUGACCGGGUGACAGAGCGCGGCAUCGUUGCCAAUGGAGAAGAAAUCGAACUCGACUGCAUCAUCUAUGCUACGGGAUUCGAGUUUGCCGGCGAUUUCUGUGGUCGCUUUGGCGUCGAGAUUGUCGGCCGCGGCGGCCAGACAUUGAGUGAGAAAUGGAAAGACGGCGCAUCGACCUACCAUGGGUGGUCUAUCCACGGCUUCCCGAACUUGAUGACCUUGACGCCGCUCCAGUCCGGCUCCAUUCCGAAUUUCACACACAACGUGGUCUUCAUGAUGCCACAUCUCAUUUACCUCAUGGAGCAGUUUAAGAAGCGACACAUCAAGAGCAUCGAGCCGUCUGUCGAGGCCGAAGCCGCUUGGGUGGCGGAAACGGUCGAGCUGGGCAAGUCCCGAGGAGACUUCCUCAAGGAAUGCACUCCCGGCUAUCUGAACGACGAAGGGGUGGUGAACGAGGUGACUCUGAGGAACCAGCCCUAUGGUGGCGGUGCGCCCAAAUUCAACCAGAUGCUUCGCGAGUGGAGGGAAGCGGACCGCAUGGAGGGCAUGUUGAUCACAUACGAGAAUGAAAGUGACGAAAACGGCACAUUGGGUAACUCGACGAAUGGGAACCUUCAGAGUCAACCUCCGACCAGCACAACAGUGCAGGUUGCGAGUGCAUAA